Pelagomonas calceolata is the source of this 2895-nucleotide messenger RNA. The record is from the annotation of a GenBank genome assembly. NCBI's taxonomy places the organism in Eukaryota, Pelagophyceae, Pelagomonadales, Pelagomonadaceae.
GCCAAGUCCUUGGCUGCCAGCAGGAUUCACCUAUUCGCCCGCUGCCACGAGUUUGAUGGGCUUGUAGCGCUGCGGGCGACUUGGUGUAUAAUAAUAUCCGCUGUCGAGCCAGAAGGGGUCAACUCGGGAGACGAGCGAGCGCUCAAAUCCAAUCCCGACCUAGACCAGCUCUGCGGGGGCUACGCGCCGCGGCGACGCGAGGACUCUCGCGACCCGUGGCGCAGCCAGCGGAAAGCAAAAGAAGUACACCGCAGCCCGUAACCGCGACCUUUGCGGCCGCACCGCGCCGACCGCCGCCGCGUUAAUCCUAGGAAAAGGGCAGAAACCAUGCCGGACGUAGCGAUGACCGACCGCCCGCCGCCGGCGCCGCCGUCGGAAUCGCCGUUACAAGAACGGUUGCGAAUAUUAAGAGAAUCCACGGGCAGCGCCACCCUCACGCCGAACGCCGAGACGUACGUCAAAAGAGCCGCCGAAUUGGUCCACAACGAGGAGGGCCCCGUCGGCCAGCGCCAUACGAUCGCCGGCUGCGCCCUGCGGUGCGCCCUCCAGGAGUGCGAGGCGGCCAUGCGGACCGGCGGGGGCGCCAGUGCAAAAGACUCCAUCCGAUUACUACGCUUCGCGGAAGAACUAAGACAAGCGAUCCGCGAGUGCGACGAGGCCGCGUCGUAUGCGGGAGUCGUAGAUACUCCCACCGUGGACAUGGACGAGGCCGACGACCGGCCGGUGCGCGGCUGCGGGGCCUUCUGGGACUUCUCGGAGUUCUGCGGCGGGUUGGACUGCCUCGGGUAUGGGCGGGAGUCCGAGAGCUCGUCCAUUGAUAGCGCCUCACCGAUAACGAACAAGCACGAGCCCCAGCGGAUGGGGUCGGAAGAGACGUUGCAGCUGGACGGCCACUUCCUCGCGCGAGGCGCGGAGCAUUGUAAGCUCGCCGCCGAGGCGUCACUGACGCCAGGGGCGCGCCAAUUGCUAGAAAACACGGCCACGGAGCUGUUGGCGGCGGCCGAGGAGGCCGCUUCUCGCAGGGAUCGAGGAGCCGCCGCGAGGCAAUUCCAGAGAGCUGCUCUGCAUCUGGAGAUUGUGCGGUUACUAGGCGGCAAACCUCUCGCGCCCGCUCUCGAGGCUUCUAGGAGGUACGCGCGCUGGCGGGCUCGUAGAUUGUCGCACCUACUAGAGAACUGCGUGCUAGAGCACUCGCCAGAAGAUCCUCGCACGUUCGACGCUGCCUAUUCAUUAACCGGAGAAAUCCUGGGACGGGGCGGUUAUGGGGUCGUGUUAGGAUGUACCCGUAGAGCGGACCAGGAGGCCUUCGCCUGUAAACGACUAGACUUGAAAAGAUUGUCGGCCAAAGGCCUCGCGCGGUUACAUGAAGAAAUCGCCGCGCUCAAAGCUCUAGAUCAUCCCCACAUUGUGCGAUUACGAGAGGUCUUCUACUCUGAUACAGGGAGAACUUGUCUACUAGUAACAGAUCUCUGCAGUGGAGGCGAGCUCUUCAAAGCAGUCGACAAGAGAGCAAGACCGGGUGUAAGGCCGCCCUUCACGGAAUCGCGAUCCGCGGAGCUCCUGAGGCAGAUGCUCGGCGUCGUCCGCUACAUGCACUCCUGCGGCGUCUGCCACAGAGAUCUCAAAUUGGAAAAUUGGCUGUUUGAUUCGCCAGAUCCCGACACCGCCACUCUCAGAUUGGUGGACUUUGGCCUCGCGAGAGUGUUCGGUCCGCUACGACCCGAUCUCAGCAAGACGAGAAGCAAGACCAACUUUGAUGAAAGGGUAGGCUCAGCAUACUAUUGCGCGCCUGAGGUGCUCGAGGGCAUCUACGAUCGUAGAUGUGAUCUAUGGUCGCUGGGCGUCAUCGCCUACAUGCUCUUCUCGGGGACGCCGCCCUUCUGGGGCCGCUCUGAUAAAGAGAUCCUCAAGAGGUAUGUAUGCCUUGUGGUUAUGUCGAGGUUUACUUCGCGGCGAUGACGCGUCGAUGGCGUGGAGGUGUCGCCAGACGCCGUCGACGCGGCCGCGCGAGAGUCUCGGUCGCGCCCGCGACACCGCCGACGGCGAGUCUCAGAGUCAUCCCACGCAGGGUCCGAAGUACCGAGGUCAAGUUCCCUCCGGAAUUGUUCCGGUCGACGUCGUCCGAGGGUCUAUCACUCGUAAGAGGGUUGUUACAAAGAGAUGUGGAGCUACGACUCACGGCGGACCAAGCUCUAGAACACCCCUUCUUCUCGCUCUAUGCGACGCUCGUGAGAUCCGUUUCUGGAUUGGUGGAGGGUAUCCUUCCCGACCAAGAAGAGGAGCCGCCGCUCUUAGAUGCUUUGCGGUCCUUCGCGGCCUUGAACGCCUUCUCCAAGUUGGUCGUCGAGGUCGCGGCGGCUCACUUAGCUCCAGCUAGGUUAGUACAAUUACGACAAGAUUUCACCAAGGCAGACCUCGAUGGAGAUGGCGUCCUAUCCUUGGCGGAACUGCGUUCAUUCUUAGGCGACGCGAAGGUGGACGAGAGGGAACUGGAAGCAUUAUUCGCAGCCGCGGAUGUGGAUGCCACUCAGACAUUAUCUUUUCACGAGUUCGUCGCCGCCGCAUUGGUACGAAGAGUAGAAUUAGAUGACAAGAUGCUCCACGUGGCCUUCGAGGCCAUCGACUCCGAAGGAUUGGGGUACAUCACGCGGGAAGCUGUCGUCGCCACGAUGGGUCGCGACGCGAAGCGGUACGGUUCUACCGCGGAAGUCGACGCGGCGCUGGCCCACGCCGGCGUCGGCGGGCGCGUCGACUACAACGAGUUCCUGGACUACAUCCACGAGCAGCGGCUGUCCGGCAUCGGUUCCGUCUCCUCGGAGGAGACCAAGGACGAGCGGACGGGCUCCACGUCGCCCGAGAUCCCCUCUGUGAUUUAUAAGUUCUGAUCUGAAUGAA